Photinus pyralis (common eastern firefly) is the source of this 2524-nucleotide messenger RNA. RefSeq names its product proline dehydrogenase 1, mitochondrial (gene slgA). NCBI's taxonomy places the organism in Eukaryota, Metazoa, Arthropoda, Insecta, Coleoptera, Lampyridae. Bases 96 to 1988 code for a protein of 630 amino acids. Gene Ontology annotation, molecular function: proline dehydrogenase activity; FAD binding. The record is from RefSeq and is a predicted model, not a curated record. The transcript is spliced from 11 exons. Gene Ontology annotation, cellular component: mitochondrion.
GAACCGAAAUGCCAAAUUCAGUUCCGUCGUGUCAGUGCUGCCGUGAAGAACUUUGCAAGUGCACGUGCCGAGUUAUUCAAGCUCCUAACAAUUAAAUGGCUUUUUUGCGCGCAUUCCUAAGGUGUAACGUGUCUAAUAAAAGAGGGAUCAUUUUCGGCGACCAUCGUAACGGUAAGCUAGUCCGGUGUUGUACGGUUUUCAAGUCGACCGCGACCGGAGCGAUUGUUGAUGAGCAAACGGCGACAACCACCGCGGCCGCAGCACCCCCUCGUGACCCCCUAGACUCGAGCUUCGAAGAUGCGACCGCCGCGUUCAAGAGCAAGACGAUGUGGGAACUGGUGCGGGCGUACACCGUCUACCAAUUAUGCUCGAUUAAUUACAUCGUGGAGAAUAACAUGAAGCUGAUGAAAUUUGCCAAGACGAUAUUGGGCGAGCGACUGUUUUCCGCCGUGAUGAAGGCGACAUUUUACGGGCACUUCGUCGCCGGAGAGGACCAGAUCAAGAUCAGGCCGACGCUCGAGAGGCUGAGAUCGUUCGGCGUCAAGCCCAUACUCGACUAUUCCGUCGAGGAGGACAUCAGCCAGGAGGAGGCGGAGAAGAGAGAAGUCGAAGCUUCAGUGCCCGAAGCGGGCGACACACAAGAGACGGGAUCCCUAAAGCAGUACCACGUUGCCAAACCUUUCGCCGAUCGGCGUUACAAAGUCAGCUCGGCUCGAACGUACUUCUACAUAAACGAGGCGCAAUGCGAGCGCAACAUGGAAAUAUUCAUUCGCUGCCUCGAGGCAGUAGCUGAUUAUGAAAGAAUUGGUAGACAAUUGUCCGUUAACAGCGCGACGUACGGCACCGGCCUAACCGCAAUUAAACUGACAGCCCUAGGCAGACCGCAACUAUUGCUGCAAUUAUCCGAGGUGAUUAUGCGAACGCGAGAGUAUAUGGCCGAACUGGCCGGAGAUAGGGGGAACGUGCUCAAGCACCACAUAAAGCCGCAGGAUUUGGAAAAGAAAUUGGAGCAGGCGCACGUUUCCAAUCAGGACGCCACCGCGUUUCUGAAACGGGUUACCUCGGACAACGAAGGAAUUCUGCACUUAUUCCCGUGGUCGGGAAUAAUCGACGACAACCAGGAAUUGUGCAGUACAUUCCGGAUUCCCGACAUGAAAACGGGCCGCAUGGUUCCCUUGAUCGGUCAAUUAUCGAAAAAGGAGGAGGAAAUGUUUCGCAAUUUCGUCAGGCGCUUGGAUACGAUCGUCAGGGCGGCGCAAGAGAUGGACGUUCGCAUAAUGGUCGACGCCGAGCAGACCUACUUCCAACCGGCGAUUACGCGCAUGACGCUCGAAUUCAUGCGAAAGUACAACAAGGAGAAGGCCAUCGUUUUCAACACGUACCAGUGCUACCUGCGGGAGGCGUACAACGAAAUCACGACCGAUCUCGAGCAGGCCAAACGGCAGAACUUCUACUUCGGCGCGAAGCUGGUGAGAGGCGCGUACAUGGACCAGGAACGCGCGAGGGCCGCCGCCUUGGGCUAUCCCGAUCCGAUCAAUCCGACGUACGAGGCGACGACCGAAAUGUACCACACCACCUUGACGGAGUGUCUCAGACGUAUCAAGGAUAUGAAGGAGAAGGGGGAGAGUAAGAACAAGAUCGCGAUCAUGGUGGCGUCUCACAACGAGAACACCGUACGGUUCGCGAUCGACAAAAUGAAGGAGAUCGGCGUGCAGCCGGAAGAUAAAGUGAUAUGCUUUGGACAGCUCCUUGGCAUGUGUGAUUAUAUUACAUUCCCGCUCGGUCAAUCCGGAUACUCGGCCUACAAGUAUAUUCCGUACGGUCCAGUAAAAGAAGUGCUGCCGUACCUGUCGCGACGAGCGCAGGAGAACAAGGGCAUCCUCAAGAAAAUUAAGAAGGAGAAGCGACUACUCAGUCGCGAGAUUUUGAGACGUCUCGCGAGAGGGCGUCUAUUCUAUACACCGAAGGGCAACUAUAUUCCUGUUUAAGCGACCACGACACCACGUAGUGUAGAACGAGAGAUCGAACAGAAAAUAGCGAAGGAGUCUGCGUGAAAAUUGUCGAAAUGGGUCUUUGUACAUUUUGUAAAUUUGUGUGAGAGGAGCUUUAGCUGUACAGUGUCCAAGUAAAGUUCAUGUCUCCCCCCCCCGCCCCCCUCCUCUGUAAUUCACGCGGACUUGACGUGUACAGUAAUUUAUUUUUGACACUUGCGUAGAGUAUUAAAAAACAGUUCGGUAAUCGCGGCUGGACUGCGAUUGCGUUCCAAAACGGUGAUAGAACUUAGAUCUGUGCUUGUUUUCCUGUUAAAUUUUUCUAGAUUGGUCGCCGAUUUCAUUUUUUGUCAAUAACUUUGUUAACCUGUGAUAGUCGUAGUUGGAAAGUAUUAUUAUUAUUUAUUUUUAAGACUUAGUAUUUUUCGUGUGAACGAUUACGGAUUAUGUGCGUAAUUAAUGGAUCAAAUGUUUGUUCUGUGUGCUUAUUUCAACAAAAUUUUAUAAAAAUUGACAAUAAAAGUGAGAGGGGA